Messenger RNA from Podarcis raffonei (Aeolian wall lizard), 2543 nucleotides. RefSeq names its product G protein-coupled receptor 75 (gene GPR75). The record is from RefSeq and is a predicted model, not a curated record. NCBI's taxonomy places the organism in Eukaryota, Metazoa, Chordata, Lepidosauria, Squamata, Lacertidae. The transcript has 2 exons. Gene Ontology annotation, molecular function: C-C chemokine receptor activity. Gene Ontology annotation, cellular component: membrane. Gene Ontology annotation, biological process: G protein-coupled receptor signaling pathway. The coding region runs from base 539 to 2185 and encodes 548 amino acids.
GCCGAGGUGUGUGCGCGCGCGCUGCCCUCCCUUCCCCUCCCGGCCCUUGUUUUUGGGGUCGUGCGCGAGAGCGGAGGCGGGGUGGGCAAGAUCCCUCGGGGGCUGCGCGGCAAGCAAACCGGAGGACCCCCCCCCCUGGCCGGGAGCCGCCGUUGCGCAUUUGGAGAGCCCCAGCAAAGCGCGCGCCGCCAACCGGGCAGCAUCGUGUGCGGGCUUCGCGGUGGCGGCGGCGACGACACCCCCUCCCUCCUUUCCCAUCUCUCUCUCUCCAUCCCCCCCUCCGAUGCACAAGCGAGGUCCAUCCUCUCCCGCACGUCGGCGAUGACUUCAGCGUCCGCCCGCCGCCUCCGGAGCUGCCCCGGGCAGCCCUGCCGGGAGAAGAUGCUCCCCGCUCCCUGCGCGCCGAGGCACAAGGCGAGCGGCGCCCGCUGCUUCCCCGGAGCCGGCGCUGGGCUUCACCCACCAUGGACUUCAAGCUUCUAAUGGGAGGUGUUUGAUUCUGAGGUGCCGGAACCGCAGAGUGUUGCUUCCUGUGAGGAUGAACCUGACGGGCUGGGCUGAGGCGAAGUGGACAGACCGCUCCAAUUCCUCCGCACAGCCGCCGCCGCCACACCCUCGGGGCAGCAAUGACACCUUUUCCUUCCAAGGAGACCUCCAAGACAUCAUCCACACAGCCACCUUGGUGACGUGCACCCUCCUGUUGGCCGUCAUCUUCUGCCUGGGCUCCUACGGCAACCUCAUCGUCUUCCUGUCCUUCUUCGACCCGGCCUUCCGGAAGUUCCGCACCAACUUUGACUUCAUGAUCCUCAACCUGUCCUUCUGCGACCUCUUCAUCUGCGGAGUGACCGCCCCCAUGUUCACCUUCGCCCUGUUCCUGGACUCGGCGGCGGGCAUCCCUGACGCUUUCUGCUUCACCUUCCACCUCACCAGCUCCGGUUUCAUCAUCAUGUCCCUCAAGACGGUGGCCGUCAUCGCCCUUCACCGGCUCCGCAUGGUCUUGGGCAAGCAGCCCAACCGGACGGCCUCUUUCCCUUGCACCCUUUUGCUGACCUUGGCCUUGUGGUCCAUGAGCUUCACCCUCGCGACACUGGCCACCAUGAGGACCCAGAAAUCCCGCCUCUGCCUCCCCAUCUCCAGCCUGGUCAUCGGCGAGGGGAAGGUGGUCCCUUACCUGUACGUCAUCGACUUCAUCUGCUGCGUGGCGGUGGUGUCCGUCUCCUACAUCAUGAUCGCCCAGGCCUUGAGGAAGAACGCCCAGGUGCGCAAAUGUCCCCCCAUCAUCACAGUCGAUGCAUCCAGGCCUCCGCCGUUGAUCGGACCCCUUGCUGCUGGGUGCGCUGACGGCGUGCAGUGCGCCGUGCCCGCCCUCUACAGAAACCAAAACUACAACAAGCUGCAGCACAUCCAAACCCACGCGUACACAAAGAACCUCAGCCAGCUGCCUGCAACUGCGGCCAGCAAGUUCCAGCUGGUGUCGACCGUGAACUUGUCGACAGCCAAGGACUCGAAGGCCGUGGUGACGUGUGUCGUCAUUGUCCUCUCUGUGUUAGUCUGCUGCCUGCCUCUCGGCAUCUCCCUGGUGCAGGACGUUCUGUCCCGGAACAGCGGCUUCAUCCUCUACCAGUUCGAACUGUGUGGGUUCACCCUCAUCUUCUUCAAGUCCGGGCUGAACCCUUUCAUAUAUUCCCGGAACAGCGCAGGGCUGAGGAGGAGGGUCCUUUGGUGCCUCCAGUACUUCGCCCUCGUCUUCUUCUGCUGCAAGCAGAAGACGCGGCUCCGUGCCGUGGGGAAAGGGAGCCUGGAGGCCAACCGCAACAAGUCGUCCCACCACGAGACCAACUCCGCUUACAUGCUGUCUCCGAAGCCUCAAAAGAAGUUUGUGGACCAGGCCUGCGGCCCGAGUCACUCCAAGGAGAGCAUGCUGAGCCCAAAGGCUUCCGCCGGCCGCCAGCAUUACGCGGCCCAGAGCAGCUCUACCCCUAUGAACACUCGCAUCGAACCUUAUUACAGCAUCUAUAACAGCUGCCCUUCCCAGGAGGUGAGCACUCCCAACAGCCUGCAGCCCACAAACUCUCCCUUUGGAUUCGCCAACUCCUACAUCGCCAUGCACUAUCACGCCAUGACGGACGUGGUGAGGGAUUUCGACAGUACUUCUGCUAAGCAGAUACCAGUUCCCUCGGUGUAGCUACCAGGAGCUGAGACUCUUUAAUGUUCGACCACAAGGGCGGCUGACCUUUUUCUUUGUGUGUGUGUGUGUCCGUGUGGCAAAUAUGCCCCUACGGGUCAUCCGAAGCAUGAUAUCGUGCCCCUCUCGUACGCAUCGCAGCAGGGAUAGCCGUGGUGGUGCCCUUCAGAAGCUGGACUACAACUCCCAUCCACACUGGCCCGGGAUGAUGGGAGUUGUAGUCAAGCAACAACUGGUGCGUGCCAGGGUCGCUCUAAGGCGUUUUUGCCUUCAGUCUGCUGAGCAGCUGGUGCACGAAGGGACAGGAGUAGCUAGGCCUCAGCCAGGCUUCUGAGCCCUCCUGUCCCGGCCUGGUUCU